Coccinella septempunctata (seven-spotted ladybird) is the source of this 2587-nucleotide messenger RNA. RefSeq names its product scaffold attachment factor B2-like. The transcript is spliced from 14 exons. Gene Ontology annotation, molecular function: RNA binding; sequence-specific DNA binding. Bases 114 to 2378 code for a protein of 754 amino acids. Lineage: Eukaryota; Metazoa; Arthropoda; Insecta; Coleoptera; Coccinellidae. Gene Ontology annotation, cellular component: nucleus. Gene Ontology annotation, biological process: regulation of transcription by RNA polymerase II; regulation of mRNA processing. The record is from RefSeq and is a predicted model, not a curated record.
UUCUGUGGUUAGGUGUCGCGGAAGUCAUUUUGGAUUCCUCAAUUAAAUUGAAGAGCCAUAAUUUUUAAAUAUACGUCCAUUUAAGCGAAAUUUUGACGAAAAAGUUCGCUAUCAUGGCUGAAUCUGAUGGUAAAAAACUUAGUGAAUUGAGAGUCGUCCAUUUAAGAAUUGAAUUGGAGAAAAGGGGAUUGGAUCAAAAGGGAGUGAAGCAAGUGUUGAUGGAUAGAUUACAAAAGGCUCUAACAGACGAAGGUGAGGAUCCAGAGACCUAUUUGUUCAAUCCUUCAGAGGAGAAGGUCCCUAGUAAGAGGCUAUCUGUUUCUGGUAAAUCUGAAGCCGAGAAGACUGAAGAUUGUAAUAAGGAAAAACUAGAACAGAGUUUCACAGAAACUGAAAAGGAAACUGAUAAUGAGGAUAAAAGCCAGCAGAAAGACGACGAUCAUGAGUCUCCCAUUACAUUAACUUUGGAAGAGGAGGAAAAGAUUCAAGAUGAUGAAAACAUAUCGGAGACGACUACAAAGGAGAAAUCAGAAAUAGAUGAGAAGAAAUCGGCAAAUGAAGAAGAAACCAAGGAGGAAAAAGAAGACAAGUCUACAUCGGAGGCUGAAACUACGAAGAAGGAAGCAGCAGAUUCUUCUAGUGGUGCAGAUGGCAAGAAGGUCCCUAGUAAUGCGAACCCUCGCGCUAUAUGGAUCAGUAAUGUAGCUAUGAAUACACGUGCUUGCGAUAUAAAACAGGCUUUAUCGCAGUACGGUAAAGUUGUGGGUGCUAAGGUUGUAGUCAACGCUAAGUAUCCUGGAACCUGCUGUUUUGGCUAUGUAACCAUGGGAUCUGUCGAAGAUGCAAAUAAGGUCAUUGAAAAUUUGAAUAACACAGAGCUCAAUGGCCACAUCAUCAAGAUAGAGAAGUUCGACGUGGUUAGGGGUGAGCAGCUGAAGCAGGGCAAAAACGGAAGAAAAUCCCCCGAACGUUCCAAAUCCUCUUCGAGGAAGGAUAAGUCGCCGGCUCCCCAAUCGUCGUCCAAAGGCGCAAAGGAGGACGACGCGAAAAAAUCGAACGAUAGCAACGAAGAGAAGGAUAAAACGAAAUCCACCGAAGCUGAGAAAUCUGAGAAAGAGAAUGCCGAAAAGAAGACUGAAGAUAAGGAGGAGAAGGAUGAUAAAGGGGGAGACCGCAAAGAGGACGACAGUAGAAAGAGGCACGUGUCCAGUGACAGGAAAAGCCGCGAUAGUAAAAGGACAUCGAAGGAGCGUACAAGCGUUAGAUCACGAUCUCGUGAUAAAAAGAAUAAGGAAAUUCUUACUUUCGAUAAGAUAAGAGAGACCCGUGAACGGCAAAGGCUGAGGGAAAAGGAGCGUCUUCUUAGGGAGGAAUCCCGUCGUAGACACGAGGAGAGACUACGCCAGAGGGAGAUAGAACGUAGGCAACGUUCAGAAGCGGUCAGGCUAGAACGGGAAAGGGAGAAACUGCGCAUCGAGAGGGAAAAAAUCGAAAGGGAGAAGAACGAACUGAUCAGGUUGGAGCGUGAGAGGCAGAAGAUAGAGCGCGAAAGGAUAGAACUGGAGAAGAUGGAGCUGCAGAGGACGAGGAUUCGUUUGGAAGAGGACCGAAGGGCAGCAAAAAGGCCUGCCCCUUAUCGAAGGGACGAGUCUUUUGAUGAUAGAAAACGGUCUUCCGACGGUAGACACUUCAAUGAACCCCCUCCACCCCACUUUGAGAGCAGUUCCAAAUUGAGAGAUGCGAGUCCACCGAAGAAGUUCGCCACCAAGGAUUACAAGUCUCUGUAUGACAAGAGGGAAAUAUCCGAUAAGAGGAGUAGCAGAGAAUUCGAAUCCGAUCGCAACAGACAUUCCUCGAGCUCUAUUGGCGGCAGGCCCAGUUCUGGGAAAUUCGAAGGUAGACCUUAUGAAAAUAUGCGUGAUCGAGAUAUCCACGAACGCAGUAGAGAUUCUAUUCCAAGUGUCAGCUCAAGAGUGACGAAAGACCACAGGUUUGAGCGCGAAAGAGAUCGUAGCCCACACUAUCGCCCAGGGGACAGACGUGUUAUGUCUGAUGGUAAGCCUAAAAUGCCCACAUCCUCGUCUAGACCAUAUUCAAGCUCAUCGGCUGAUCUGCCUCAUUUCGAUUCGAGGGGACCUUCGUCAUCGUGGAACUCGCCAUCGCCAUCAAAACCAUUCACGAAUAAUUCAAAAUGGCCUAAAGAUGACUCUUGGCGUUCGAAUGCACCAUCUGACAGGUGGAAUAACUCUGGAAGGAACCCCAACUUUAGUGGGGGGUCCAAUUUAUCUAUGGCUCCAGCUUGUCCUCCACCUCCAGCCAUCAACAACUAUCCAGAUCGAUUUGAUUAUAAGAUACCUAGUAGUAUAAGAAAAUAUUAAGGAAACCAAUAGUUAGUCUUUUCUGUUGUAAUUUAAUUUUGAUGGAACAGUUUUGAAUACAAGUUGUUUGUAGGUAUAGAUGUUUUGGAUAUCCCUGAUACAAGGAAACUUUGUAAAUAUGUUUUUUUGUAAUUCAAUAUUUUACGAGUGCAUUUUAUGUUGUCAUGAUUCAAUAAACACCAUGUAUUGAAUAAAUAAUUUUUUGGCAA